Molecule: messenger RNA, 1451 nt
Organism: Rubroshorea leprosula
Lineage: Eukaryota; Viridiplantae; Streptophyta; Magnoliopsida; Malvales; Dipterocarpaceae
Source: the annotation of a GenBank genome assembly
UAUUAUUACAUCUUUUUACAAUUGUAAAUCCUUUAAAAUGAACAUAAAGGACGACGUAAAAAGGAGAAACAAAAAAACCCAAACAUUUCAUAAAAACCCAUUUCGCCAAACACUCUUACAACUUCACUCCUGCACAGAAAACCCUAGGUUCAACCAUGAAUCCGUUCAACGGCAACCGCAAGGAUCUCAAAUCUACCGUCGUAUAUUGCUGGAGAUGCGGCAAGGAUUCCAAGAAUCUUGAAGAGUCAGGUCAACACCAAGAUGCCCACAACAGGGGCAAGGUCCAACCACCAGUGAAUGAGGCAAAGGCAAAGCCAAAGCCAAAGGAGGCAAAGAAGGGCAAGGAAGGCAAGAAGGGCAAGGAAGGCAAGAACAAGAACGCUAAGCAGAUCAAGACUGCCGCCAAGGAAGGGAAGAAAACGAAGCAGAUGGGGAAGAAAGGCAAGAAGGGGAAAUGACAGCUAUCUAGAAUUAGGAAGAAAUGCAGUGAGUUUGGUUUGUUUUGUUAAUGCCUUUUCCAUUACUCCAUUACUGUUUCUUGCAUUUCUUGCUAUGUUUGUAGGUUACUUCUUCGAGUUUGUUUGAAAACUUAGGUUGAUGUAAGUUGUUGGCAGACUUUGAUCUUAAUUUUUAAUGCCUUUUCCAUUCUUGUUUCUUGCAUUUCUCGUUAUGUUUGUAGGUUACUUCUUCGAGUUUGUUUGAAAACUUUGGUUGACAUUCACCCUGCUCUGAUUCCUUAAGUAGCUGGCAGUGAGUUCGGUUUUCUUAUGCCUUUUCCAUUCUUGUUUCUUGCAUUCUGGUUUCAUUGUCAGUUUUAUCAAGAGCGCCUGCUAUGGUGCUAUAGUGUCCAUGGCAUAGCACUCCAUAGCUCCCCAAAAAUGAUAACAGUCAUAGCAUGGCGGAUUACCAGUACAGUUGGGUAAUCCUGACAUUCUGUUAAAGUAUGUCAUAAUCAUGUUCCAUUUUGCAUUUCAAUGUUUGUUUUCUUGAAUAUAGACCAAUUUUGGAUUUUCAAUCUUUGUUUCCUUGAAUAUAGACCACCAUAGCAGCCACAAUCCACAUUGUGGAUAGCGGCUGCCAUUCACACUAUUUAUUAUUUCUUUUAAAAAGACAAAAAUAGAUGAGUAAUAUGUGUGUUGUUGUCCCCUUGAUAUGUGCUUUCUUUAUCCAAUUCUCUUAUCUUCCAUUUUUUGAAUUAAAAUAUUAUAUGCACAUUUGUAUAAUGUAUUAGACACUAUCAAAUCUGGUGGGUAUUAAACCAACCAUCAACCUCUUAAUCUUGACAUCUAGAGUAUGUGAUGCAGCAAGCUAUUGCCUUUUUGCUAUUAGCUGCUUUCUGCUUCUAAUAACACUGUUCAGUGUCACUCCAUUUUGAUUGAAAGAGUUACUCUUAACUAUUUUAUCACUAUUACUAAAUUAGGGUGUCACUACAAGAAAAAUCUUUAAAGAUU